Messenger RNA from Ostreococcus lucimarinus CCE9901, 858 nucleotides. RefSeq names its product MC family transporter: 2-oxodicarboxylate. NCBI's taxonomy places the organism in Eukaryota, Viridiplantae, Chlorophyta, Mamiellophyceae, Mamiellales, Bathycoccaceae. The transcript has a single exon. Bases 1 to 858 code for a protein of 285 amino acids. The record is from RefSeq and is a predicted model, not a curated record.
AUGCCGCUUCGCGCGCACGAAGAAAUCACCGCCGGCUUUCUCGCGGGGUGCGCGGACGCCCUGGCGUGCCACCCCGUGGACGUGGUGAAGACGCAAGCGCACGUCAACAGGGGUGCAAAUGUCCCAUUCACGCAAGCUUUAGUCGCCCAGGCGCGCGCGCACGGCCUCCCGUCGCUGUAUCGCGGUGUCUUACCCGCAUGCUUACGACCUCAGGCGCUGUGCAUGUACGUCGGGUACGAAUGGAGCAAGAAAGCGGUGUGCGAGGACGCGAAGAAGAUGACCACCAGAGAGGCAUUCGUCGCGGGCUGGUUGACGGCAUACGUGGAAUCGGCGUGCGUGACCCCGUUCGAGACGGUCAAGGUGCGAAUGCAAACGAAAGAAAACAUGUCGAGGUAUGCGUCGUCUUUGGGGUGCGCGCGAGAGAUCGCGCGAACGGAGGGAAUGAAAGGAUUGUACGCGGGAUUUUGGCCGACGUGUUUACGAAACAACGUGUUCAAUUCAUUUUAUUUCGGGACGAUUCAUUACUGUAAGGACGAGUAUUUGUCCGCGCCAGAUUCGUUGGUAGAGCAAGCAGCGCAAAACGUCGGCGUCGGCAUCAUCGCUGGGCUCGUCGCGACGGUGUUUAAGAUGCCUUUUGAUAUAUUAAAAUCGCGAAUGCAAGGACAAGUGCCAAACGCGAGCGGGGCGCUGGAAUAUCCAACAAUGAUGGAAGCCGCUGUGCGUAUAUUUCGCAACGAAGGCGUGGGAGCGUUUUAUAAAGGCACAGGCGUGACCGCAGCGAGGAUAACGCUAGGCUUUCCCGUUUCAUUCGUAGCCUUCGAAGCCGUAGCUUCGAUGUUUGAAAACGAAAUCCGAUGA